Molecule: messenger RNA, 510 nt
Organism: Striga asiatica
Lineage: Eukaryota; Viridiplantae; Streptophyta; Magnoliopsida; Lamiales; Orobanchaceae
Source: the annotation of a GenBank genome assembly
UUUAUUACUCCAAAGCAGAGGAUUGGCUUGCUUCUUCUGAAAAAGACCGAUUUUCGGUAUCAAGUGCUAGAUGAAUUCAGUGACGGCCAACGAAAGGAAUUAAAAGCCAAUGAUCUCCGCCUUUAUCCAGUGAAGAGAAAGCCGAUCACAACCAAAUGCACAAGUCACAACCCCACAAUAUCACAUGAGAAUUCACAAUCAAAUCACAGACUCACAUUAGAAUUCACACCUUUACAAGUGCAGGGAAUUCACAGACUCAAAUUAGAAUUCACAACUUUACAAGUGCAGGGAAUUCACAGACGAAUUCCACCAUCAACCAAGAAUAGGCAAUUAACCUCCCAAAACCAGAUCAAAUUCCAGAGUCAAACGAAAAAAAUCAUCAAAACAGAAAGUGUUCAGAUAACACACGUCACAGACCAAAGGAAGGAGUGUGAAAGUCACAAGUCACCUUGCAAGCUGCCGAUAAACACGUCGAACGAGAGGAAUGUCGAGUCGUCUGAAAAGGCAAGA